Messenger RNA from Lentinula edodes (shiitake mushroom), 1847 nucleotides. RefSeq lists its product as uncharacterized. Bases 195 to 1697 code for a protein of 500 amino acids. NCBI's taxonomy places the organism in Eukaryota, Fungi, Basidiomycota, Agaricomycetes, Agaricales, Omphalotaceae. The record is from RefSeq and is a predicted model, not a curated record. The transcript has 3 exons.
ACAUUCAUACCCUAGUUUUGAUGCCUCAACUCAUUAAUUGUUUUAGUAGUCCCCAUUCUGUUUGCAUCGUUACAGAUGUACCCGUACUUCUCGGACAAAGACUGUUGGUUUGUUGCUAAUCAUUUCGCCUAAAUUAUGCUUCAAGUACUUUCUCUAUUUCCACUACCGUUGGGCGACCUCCACUCAGGAAACGAAUGUCAUCUUCCUCAAUACCCCCAACAUGCAUCAUUACCGAAAACCCUGAUAUUGCUGGCAUCGGCGUCCGUCUUUCAAUCUACCUUCCAGCUAUACUCGUGACACUAAACUCUGGCUUUGUCACUGGUAAAGUCUUUGUGGACUUCCUUACAGGCAAAUUUUCCGAAUACGUUCCACCUGCUCCUCUCAAGUCACCGCUGGCUGGUGAUCACCACAACUCCGCGUCGGGUUCCAAUAUCGAACUGGAUGACCUCGGAGCAGCAGAUCAUCUGCAGCGUCCCUCCUCCCCUGUGAGGUCUACUAGGUCCUCUGUAUCCUCUAUUCCUUCAUGGGAUAGUAACAAUAGCGACCGGAGAAAACUACGCGGAUACCUUGCCUAUGUAUCCGACCACCCACACUACUUCGAGUCCGCUAAAUCCCUUGAGCGCUCCCUCUUCCUCAUUGGUUCCGCAAUAAUAGUCGGCGCAUUUCUCGAUGCCCGAGGAGUUACAUCCAACAUAGGUCUGCCUCCUUACCAUGCCCUCCUCGUCCUCAACCUAUCCCUACUCAACAAUCUCGCUGGUUCAUCCUUCCUUUUCUUUCGGAUCGGAGCGAUUUUCGCUACAAUUGAAUUGGAUGACAAGGACGAAGAGAACGAAGGGUUCAUGUCCAAGACCAUAUGGUGGUCGGUCAGAUUCUUCGAUGUUUUUGGUCUGUCGUUGUUCCAGACAGUGGUCAUUAUCGCGUUUGGGAUAUGGUUCUGGGUGUCGACUACGUUUUACCAUUCAUUUAGCGGGUAUAAUAUGACGAACAGCACAUUGUUAUCCUCGCCGACGUAUAAUUCUACAUUGGCCGCAUCUUCCGAGGGACCCUCGGACCCAUCGCAAUGCGUAUCAGAAACCUUCUACUGGGCGUUCAUCGAGAUACCCGUCGAGUCGACGCUCUCUAUCCAAAUCAUCUCUUUCAUAUUUUAUAUCGGAACAGUUCUAGUCCCCUUUCUCGGUCCGCUCGUCACAAUAAUCCCCACCGUCAUCUUAUUCAGAUCAGUACCACUAUUCCUAGGACUCAUAUCUUCAUCCAUUAUAUACCUUUUUGGUAUAAUCAUACCACGUUUAACCACCCGCCUCAUAUACACCCUCCUCCCUAAAAUUUUCCGCCUCUCCAUAAUCCUUCCCUAUCCCCGCUCAACCCAACCACUCUUCCCCACCCGCCUCUCACCCUCAGCAAUCUCCACAAAACUUAUGUUUCUCGCUGUGAUGAUAACGAAUCAAUGCACAGUCGUGUUCCUUAUCAUCUCCACUGAGAAAACUAUUUCCAUAAAUUCCGCCUCGAAGAGGGGAACGGUGGUGAUUAACGGAGCGCAGUGGACGUAUGGACAGACGCUGGCGUUGAUGAGUGCGCUGAUUGGGGUAUUUAUGUAUGUUGCGGAGGUGGUGGGACAUUGGAGAGAGGCGUGGAUCGAGCGAAGGAAGAGGAUGAGGGAGAUGAAUGACGUUGACGUCGAGAAUGAAGGAGAUGGUUGAUCAAUUCACGUACUCGAUUACCGACUUCUUCAUUCCUAAAUUAUCAUUGUGCUGAGCGUUUCAGAAGUUCGGUGUGCCUUCCAUAUCCUCAACGUGGAUUAUACAAAGAUUAUCAUGCUACACCAGGCUACACCGCGCACACUACUCCGA